CGUUGAUGUGAAUGUCAAAUAAAUGUUAUUGUUAACCUAAAACAAACACUUUAUACUAUACUUGUUUUAAUUUUACCAACCAAAGAAUUCGCUUUUUCAUUUACAAAAAUGUAUUGUUAAUUUACUUAAGAUCAUAUCUGGUCCACUGUAAUAAUGUAUUAGGGUCUAAUUCAUUUUAGUUGGGUUUGAAAGAGGAACUCUUAACUUAGGCAUACAAGCAAAGCAAAAUGUAUCUUACCAACUUUUUACUUACCACAAGGCCUAUGAUUAAUUAUCAGUUUUUGGUUAAACAAUCUUCAGUCCUUAUACAAAUUGCAGGGUUGAAAAAUUUCCGUCCUCCUCCAGAUUUUUCUCAUAUUGAAAUCCCAGAAAGACAGAGAUUAACUGUAGUACCCAAAGUACCCACCUUUCCACCAGGCUUAAGACCUCCAAAGAUGCAAAAAAACCUAAAAUUUAUGAAGGGACCAGAGGAAGUUCAUAAUAAACUUAUACACAAACAAUAUGGAAUAAUUGCACUGACAGGUGGUCGUUUGAAGCAUGGACACUUUGAAAUGAUUCGAAACACCCUGGGUCGAAAGAUUGAUACCAAGAGAAUGUUUUUGAUUUGGAGAGUUGAUCCACCUUGGCAACCAGUUACAAAAAAGGGUCAAGGUAUGAGGAUGGGUGGUGGAAAGGGACCUAUAGACCAUUACGUGACACCAGUUAAAGCCAGGAGAGUCAUUGUGGAGUUGGGCGGAAGAUGCGAGUUUGCAGAGGUACAAAAAUAUCUUCAUCAGGUGGCUCACAUUCUGCCAUUCAAAGCAAUGGCUGUUAGCCAUGAAAUGUUGGAGGAAAUGGAAGCUAAAGAGAAGUUAGAUGAAGCUAGGAACCUUAACGAGUACACAAUGGAAUAUAUCAUAAAAAACAAUCUUGGACAUGCAAAGUUAUGGUGCAGGAGAAACGACUAUAAGUAUUUUGGAAAGUUCAUCUAGUUUAGACUACAGUUUAUACUUCACUUGUAUUUGCAUUUUCUAUUAAAACUUUAAUUAUU
Messenger RNA from Macrosteles quadrilineatus (aster leafhopper), 1030 nucleotides. It is a transcript of the gene mRpL16, whose product is annotated as 39S ribosomal protein L16, mitochondrial. Lineage: Eukaryota; Metazoa; Arthropoda; Insecta; Hemiptera; Cicadellidae. The transcript is spliced from 6 exons. The coding region runs from base 228 to 971 and encodes 247 amino acids. Gene Ontology annotation, biological process: mitochondrial translation. The record is from RefSeq and is a predicted model, not a curated record. Gene Ontology annotation, cellular component: ribosome; mitochondrial large ribosomal subunit. Gene Ontology annotation, molecular function: structural constituent of ribosome; rRNA binding.